UCUCAAAUGUCUAGUUGUUAAAUAGGCAUAAAUUAUGUACAUCUGUCCUUUCAAGAUGUAUUGAUUUACUAGGUAUAAUAUUAAGAACCUUUAAACAUCACUAGUAGAGAAUAAAAUAUCUCGUAAUCACAUUAAAGAUGAAUCCAUUAUUGGUUUGGUCAAUAUUACUGUAAUUUUCUGUUUGUUGGUUUUUUGUUUUUCAAAACUAGACAUAUGUCAUAAUCUGUAUAAUGAAUAAAAAAUACUUAAUAAAAUCUUGAUCACCAUAUAUCUAUAAUGAAUCAAAAAUUGCUACAAUUGGUCCCAAUGGGUGUGGGAAAAGCACUUUGUUAAAAUAAAUUAUGGGUUUGGAGAAAUCUACUGCUGGUGAAGUUUAUAUUAGGGGAGCAAAAUGUCAUCCCAAAUUAUUUUGAGCAGAAUCAGGUAUAUUACCACUACCAGGACCUAGUUUAAGAAUUCCUUUCUUGUGCAUUUAGGUUUUUAUCCUUUUAGCACUAUAAAAGAUAUGCUUGAUAGGAAGGUCUCCUUUCUGAGUGGUGGAGAGAAGGUAGUAUUGUCAAAAUACUAAUCCUCAGCUCUGCCUGAGUGUUUUACUCAAUCUCUUCCAAUGUCAUUGGAAGGCUUACCACAUCAUUUUCUGCUUCUUCAGACUCGCUUGGCGUUCUGUAAAUUCAUGGUGAAAAAGUCAACUUUACUGGUUCUCAAUGAACCUACCAAUCACUUGGAUAUACCUACAAAGGAGAUGCUUGAGGAAGCUAUACAAGAGUAUGAAGGUACUGUCAUUACAGUUUCCCAUGAUCGGUAUCUUGUUCAUCAAAUAGUUAACAGAGUGAUUGAGGUGAAGGACGGAAAUCUACAAGAUUAUGUUGGGGACUACAAUGUAAGUCUUGAAUUGCUUCACUUUAUAUGAUUCUGGUUCUUUUUAUUUGGCUUCAAUUUUGGUUUGUUUUGUGUUGUUCAUUUCUUUUGUUGUGGGAAAUAUUCCUGGGCUCAUUUUAGUCAAGUCAGAGCUAUAGGAUGUGUUUGACAGGUGAAUUAUCUACGGAAUUUGCUUUCCUUUCCUAAUAUUAUAUACUGGAUACUCCUACUUUUACCCAGAUAACUAAAUUUUUAUAGACAAAAGAAACUAUUCCAAUUGGUCUCCUCGAAAUGUCUUUUGAGUUUUUCUACCGGUUAAAAUACAAAUGCACUUUGCUAUAGUUAUACAAACUGAUCACUUUGACAUGUGGACCCUGUUUGGGUUUGAUACACCUGAUCUUUUGGUUAGUGCCAAUUUCUGCUGUGCUAAAUGUAUAAAUUUGCUGGUAAUGUAUUGUAUUAUCUUGUUGUGUAUACAUUUUGCAUGAAAAUAUUGGCAUUUUUCUCUGAACUCAUAAUCUCUCAUAACCUCUCUAUGGACUCUCUCAGAAUAAUGCGUGUUAUGCUAACUAUUGUUGUCUGGUGUACAUCUAUAGCUGCAUUAGCCUGCAUACAUAUGAAAAAUAAAAAAAAUUAAGAACGGUGACUAAUUAACCAAAAAAUUUAUCCUUUUGCUCAUAUGAAAGAACGAGAAGGGGAAAACUGUAAAAGUGAGGGCAUUGGAGCCUUUUAAAUGGUGUUUUAAAUAUUGAUGUUGUAGACCUAACUAUUUCAGAGAUUUGUAAGGCUUCUAAGAAUAUAGUUGAUGGCAU
This is a messenger RNA of Chenopodium quinoa (quinoa), 1670 nucleotides long. Its product is annotated as ABC transporter F family member 2-like. NCBI's taxonomy places the organism in Eukaryota, Viridiplantae, Streptophyta, Magnoliopsida, Caryophyllales, Amaranthaceae. The record is from RefSeq and is a predicted model, not a curated record. The transcript is spliced from 2 exons. The coding region runs from base 608 to 910 and encodes 100 amino acids.